Sphaerulina musiva SO2202 is the source of this 4678-nucleotide messenger RNA. Its product is annotated as multidrug resistance-like protein. The transcript has a single exon. Bases 607 to 4557 code for a protein of 1316 amino acids. Gene Ontology annotation, molecular function: ATP binding; ATP hydrolysis activity; ABC-type transporter activity. Gene Ontology annotation, cellular component: membrane. The record is from RefSeq and is a predicted model, not a curated record. Gene Ontology annotation, biological process: transmembrane transport. Lineage: Eukaryota; Fungi; Ascomycota; Dothideomycetes; Mycosphaerellales; Mycosphaerellaceae.
GCGGUCACUGCUGCCCAGCAUGUGGUGCAGAGUGCAGACAGAGAGAAGAUUGGAGGUGGUGGCCUUGAAUUCGGGCGCCAUAUCCCCUAGUGGCAUGGUCACAUACAUGUAGUCGCCGGUAACGGCAUGGCAUCGACGUACCUCCUCUGUGCGCAUCGGCUGUGGCUACUCUGGGGCUUCCACAAGACUGGCGAUGUGAGCCUACCACUGCCUCCAAGGCUGGUGACAGCGUGGCACGGUGCUGGGCACAUGUUGUCGUGUGUCUCCACUGCCCGAAUGCACUAGUGCCGUGCCGUCGUCGUCCUGAUGAUGCGGGUCAGUGGCCACCCAGGUGGUACUCCCCCGUCUCCGCCUACCAGCGGGAGGAAUUGGCGUGCACCUAGGAGGUACAGUACCUCCUAGGAGGGACUCGGUCCCUUACGCACCUUCCACCUCAGUCUUCACUAAGGUACGGGCAGAUCCCUUGAUCUGAUAAGCGGAUCUCCGGUGACCUUCCUUCCUCAACUUCCCUCUGUGCCAUGGUGCCUUCCAGUUUGCCCUGACUCCCUUACGCCCUCCUCCACUGCACCUGAGUGGCUGUCGCAAGGCUGUCCAUUCGCGGCCGUCAUGACUUCCCUUCACGGCAGCAGACAGCACUCCCUUCGAGAAUCACUGGAAUUGCACCCUUCUCAACUCCAGGCCGAAGCAGACGUGGAACGGACGACCUCCGUCUUCACCUCGGAGCCUCUUCCCGAACCACAGGUGCCAGCGUUAGAUGCCGCUCGUGUAUCAACAUGGCGGACGCCCGUCACUGCUCUCUCCAAGAAGGUCUUUGGACAGUUGCUGGGCACCAAUCCCUUCAAGAACAGCUACCUCGACCUGUAUGACCCGCUCGAGAGCAAAACCCACAAGGCGAUCGCUAUCGGCAGUGCCAUCUUUGCCAUUGCCGCUGGCGUCCCCCUGCCCAUCAUAGGAUACAUUUUUGGCAAAAUCAUCAACAAUUUCCCCCCGGAACCUGACGCCUUAACUCAGCGGCUGAUACAGCUCAUUGGAGUCGCCAUUGCAUAUUUCGGCGCGACCACCAUCUACACCAUCGGCUUUGGACUGACGGCAGAAAACGUCAGUCUCAAGUUACGACAGCAACUGCUGCGAUGUCUACUCCACUUGGACCAAGCAUAUCUGGAUACGCAUGACAUCGAUGUCAACGGGUUGCUGACGGAGAAGAUGGACACCGUCCAGGCGGGUUGUUCGGAGAAGGUUGGCAUAUUCAUACAGGCCAUAUCAUACUUUGUUGCUGCAUUCAUCGUCGGCUUCAUUCUCGACGCUCGCCUCGCUGGCAUAUUGCUUGCAUCCGUGGUCCCUGCAGUCACCAUCAGCUUUGUUGUACUUUCACCAGCUGUGUCCAAGUGCAGCAAAACGGUUACAAAGAAGAAUGAACGAGCCAACGAGGUGGUGGAGAGCGCACUGGGCGCUGUGCGAAUUGUGCAGGCGUUCGACAUGGUGGAAGAGCUCUGUCGCAGGCAUACCCAGAAUGUCGAUGAAGCGACCCGCGCAAACCUCAAGAAGGCUGCUCUCUCUGCCCUGCAAGCCGCAAUGGUGUACUUCAUUGCCUACUCGGCGAACGCAUUAGCCUUCUACCUGGGCAGUCGCGAGGCCUCUGGAGGGUAUGCCGGUACCGUAUACGCCGUGGUCUUCCUGAUCCUCGAUGCUUCUUUCGUAGUGGGCCAAUUUGCACCAUUUCUCGAGAUUUUUGCUCGCGCAGCCUCUGCGAAGAGCACCAUCCAGGACCUAAUCGACGAAGGCAGCACUGCCUACAGUGCUGGUACAUACCGGAGAACAGAGCUGCGGCCGGACUUUGCACGCUGUGAUAUCGAGUUCAAAGGCGUCGAGUUUCAAUAUCCCGCACGACCAACUGUGAAGACCCUGAAAGGUCUCAAUUUGCACCUCAAAGCAGGCACCUUUACAUCCGUGGUGGGUACGAGUGGUGGUGGCAAGUCGACUCUGGUUGCAUUGCUGCUGGGCAUCUACGACUACUCUGGCCGCAUUGACAUCGGAGGGAAUGACGUGAAGGCCAUCGACUCGACAUACCUACGGUCCAGGAUUGCGGUCUUGGACCAAGAUUCCAUCCUAUUUUCAGGAACGGUGUUCGAUAAUGUCUGCUACGGCUUGCUUGGUCAAGAUGUCAGCGAGGAUGAGAAGCAGGCACGUUUUGACCAGGCGCUGAAAGAUGCCAACGUAGACUUCCUUCAUCAAUUGCCGAAUGGCGUGCAUACCCGACUAGGUAAUGAGACAGCGCUGUCUGGGGGCCAAAGGCAGAGAGUGUGUCUUGCCCGGGCGCUCAUUAAGCGUCCCUCUGUGCUCAUCCUGGAUGAGCCAACGUCGGCCUUGGAUGCACGCUCCGAGGUGGCUGUCGUGGAAGCCGUCAAGAAAAUCGCAGCAACUGGAGUGACAGUCAUGAUGAUUGCUCAUCGCUUGUCGACAACUCUCGACUCGGACCUCGUCGCAGUCGUCAGCGAUGGAGAAGUCGUUGAACACGGCACACCAAGAGCGCUUGCGAUGAAGGAGGACUCUGUCUUCCGUGGACUCCUCAAUGCGCAGAACACGACAUUCGACGAUGUCAACGGAACGGCAGAUGAAGAGAAGCUUGCCCUGGAGGCUUCACCAACCAAGUCGUCAACCGUGAGCCUGGCGCCACGCCCCAGCACACAUGGGAAACAGCCAGAUGCUGCAGAUUCGCCCGCCCAGCUUGGACUCUGGACGAUUGCAAAGAGGAUUGGCAGCAUCGCGAAAUCUGAAGGCUUGCUUGCUGUCGUAGGACUGUUUGCGAGCACUGUCAGUGGCGGUAUCUUACUCGGCCAAGCCCUAGUGUUUGGUCAUUUGAUCACACUGCUCAAUGAUGGCACCUCGAACCCCAACUACUAUUCUCGUGCGGAUUUCUUCUGCCUCAUCUUCUUCGUUCUCGCUCUGGUCGCAUUGGCUUCGUACCUUACCAGCGGCACCGUCUUCGGUAUGAUAUCGAGCAAGAUCACGGGCCGAGUACAGACCAGGCUGUUGCACACAUUGCUGCAACUGGACGUUGCGUGGUUCUCUGAAUCCGGACACUCCGUGCAACAGCUGAUGUCCAAGUUCACCAAAGAUCCCGGCGAUCUUUCUGCACUCGGCGGUGUAGCCCUUGGUGCCAUCUUCACGAUCUUUACAUCCGUCAUCGGUGGUAUUAUCCUGUCCAUGAUCGUGGCAUGGAAAGUCUCCGUCGUCCUGCUCGCAGCUGUGCCCAUCAUGUUAGUCGCGGGAUGGGCACGAUUGCGCCUGCUGACAGAAUCGGAAACACAGCAUCGCGAAGCUUACACCAAUGCCACCGCGUUGGCAGCAGAGGCGUGUCGAAAUAGGCGCGCGGUCACUGCGCUAUGCCUCGAACAGCAUCUGAUUGAUGACUACCAAAAAGCACUGCGUGCGCCUUUCCAGAAGCUUCGCCGCUUUGUGUAUUACGCCAAUACCUUGCUCGCAUUCUGCUUCUCCAUCACAUACUUUGUGUACGCAUUGGCAUACUGGUGGGGAUCGAAGCAAGUCCGCAAUGGCAUGUACACCACUACCGACUUCUUUAUUGUCUUGCCGGCGCUCCUCUUUUCCGCACAGUCGGCUGGACAAUUCUUCAGUCUCAGUCCUGAGAUUGCACGAGCCAAGACGGCGUCACGAAGCAUCUUCACUCUCUUAGAUGCCCAGCCCACCAUCAUGCAGUCUCAGAUUCGACCGGACUCGCUAGAGACGAAAUCAGGUUCUACUACUUCGUCGUUAGUCAGCAGUGACCUCGGCAAAUCAUCCAAUCUCGAUGAGGUCAAACCGAAAGUGGAAUUCAAGGAUGUCACCUUACUAUACCCCAACUCUUCGAAGGCUUCUCUGCGCAAUAUCAGCUUGAGCAUCGCUCCUGGACAGACAGUCGCCUUCUGUGGGCCGUCGGGAGCGGGUAAGUCAUCCGCAAUGGCUCUGAUUGAGCGUUUCUACGAUGUUACCGAAGGUUCCUUAUUCUACGAUGGCCGCGACGUACGCGAAUUGGACGUCAGGCUCCUUCGCAGUCACAUGGGGCUCGUCAGCCAGGACCCCGAUCUUUUCUCGGGGUCCAUAUCGUACAACGUCAAGCUCGGCGCGCCGCCUGGCAUGCCUGUGACGGAGGAUGAUGUCCAAGCGGCUUGCAAAAAGUGUGGUCUGCAUGAUUUCAUUACCAGUCUACCAGAAGGUUACAACACCGAGUGUGGCUCCAGCAGCGCUUCGAAGUUGAGUGGAGGGCAGAAGCAGCGACUGGCCAUUGCACGCGCACUAGUACGCAACCCGGAAGUGCUGCUUCUCGACGAGCCGACUUCGGCACUGGAUGCGCAUAGCGAGGCGCACGUGCAAGAAUCGUUGAAUGAAGCAGCCAAGGGUCGUACGACAAUCAUCGUAGCACACCGCCUGGCAUCGAUUCAGCACGCAGACCAGAUUUUCGUGUUUGACGGAGGGAAAUGCGUUGCGCGGGGCACUCAUGCCGAGCUCAUGCAAGAGGCCGGCCUGUACGCUACGAUGGCCAAGGCACAAUCUCUGACGUGAGCUGCAUCCAUCCGCGUACACCAUCACAUUGGCAAGUGUUUGGCGAGAUGAUAGGAUGUAUGAGCCUGGUGUGUCGCGUUACGGGAACAUGAAUUGCGGGCUUAGCACUGGCGUUGGGGGC